This is a messenger RNA of Mizuhopecten yessoensis (Yesso scallop), 1084 nucleotides long. RefSeq names its product cocaine esterase-like. The record is from RefSeq and is a predicted model, not a curated record. The coding region runs from base 62 to 859 and encodes 265 amino acids. The transcript is spliced from 2 exons. Lineage: Eukaryota; Metazoa; Mollusca; Bivalvia; Pectinida; Pectinidae.
AAUCGAGGCACAACUAAACCUCAACUCCACUGUGUAUGGGGGCGAUUAUAGUAUCGAAUUUAUGCCAGUUGUUGACGGAAUUUUAAUUAGGGCAAUGCCCGAGGUUUUACUUUCGAAUUCCGCAUCUGAGGAAAACAAGUUCUUCAGAUCGUUAGACGCUAUAUACGGUACAUCAAACACGGAGGGAAUUAGCGCAACCAUUGUCGCUUAUGGUUUGCAAAAGAGGUACGGAUUCAAUGCCACGCUUGAAAUUCCUAACAUUGUUCUACAUGACGAGUUUGCACCAACCAUUUCCCGGCUUUUCUACAAUAACAACGAGCAAGUGUCACGUGCUAUUUAUGAUGAAUACAGUAGUGAGGAUACGCUUGAGCAGAGUAAGAAUAUGUUGGAUUUGUUCACAGAUUAUGUAUUUCUUGCUGCAACAGUCGGAGCGCUAAACUCACAUUCACUUGCUGGUUCUGUCCCAUCGGGAAAUACUUUCCAGUAUUUAUUUACUGGAGAGGGUAUUAUUGAAGGCCCGUUUGUUCUUCCUGUAUAUUUCAAAGGAGCGUGGCAUGGAGCAGAAUUGUCUUUCCUUUUCGGCUUAAAUGGUCCAGGGAAUGUGCUGAACAAAACUGCGGAUGGAAAUGCUCUAAGAAAAAAAAUGAUUUCCUAUUGGACCAACUUCGCUAAGCAUGGCAACCCAAAUGGUAAAGGACUCCCCCGAUGGCCUACCUACGACCCAAUGACAGCUGAGUACUUAAACAUCAAUACAGUAUCAUCAACAGGAAGUCACGUGGCCGCGGAUAGAAUGAGGUUUUGGAAUUGGUGCAUCCCGUCACUACUAAAAAUCGGAUCCAAUACCAUCGUAGGAAAGUAAUAGACACUUUUAUCUUGGAUGCAGGGCUCUACAAUUCGUUUGCAAACCUCAUUUGCACCCGUCAUCAUGAAAACGGAAAUGACGUCAAAUAUAGAAAAGACUUUGAAGUUGAGACACGCGCAGAGGAUUUGUAAACCUAUACCGCGAUUUGUCUUUCACAAGCAUGUCAACAUGUGUGUAAUUUUCAAAUAGAUGGUUUUUUAACAUGUUAAUAAAAGUAUUAGC